Messenger RNA from Nematolebias whitei (Rio pearlfish), 527 nucleotides. Its product is annotated as hemoglobin embryonic subunit alpha. Bases 29 to 460 code for a protein of 143 amino acids. Gene Ontology annotation, biological process: oxygen transport; hydrogen peroxide catabolic process. Gene Ontology annotation, cellular component: hemoglobin complex; blood microparticle; haptoglobin-hemoglobin complex. The record is from RefSeq and is a predicted model, not a curated record. NCBI's taxonomy places the organism in Eukaryota, Metazoa, Chordata, Actinopteri, Cyprinodontiformes, Rivulidae. Gene Ontology annotation, molecular function: organic acid binding; haptoglobin binding; heme binding. The transcript is spliced from 3 exons.
AAACCAAGACAAACACAACCCAGCUGAGAUGAGUCUGAGCGCUAAAGACAAGAACACAGUCAAGGCCUUCUGGGCCAAAGCGGCCGAUAAAGUGGAGGAUAUUGGUUCAGAUGCUUUGUCCAGGAUGCUGUUGGUCUACCCUCAAACUAAGACCUACUUCGCCCACUGGAAGGACCUGAGCCCCGGUUCUGCUCCGGUCAGGGAGCACGGAAUGACCAUCAUGUCUGGAGUCGUCGACGCUGUGGGCAAAAUGGAUGAUCUAGCAGGUGGACUCCUGAACCUCAGUGAGCUGCACGCCUUCACCCUGAGAGUGGAUCCUGCCAACUUCAAGAUUCUCUCCCACAACAUCCUGGUGGUCUUGGCCAUCAUGUUUCCCAAAGACUUCACCCCUGAGAUCCACGUGUCCAUGGACAAGUUCCUGUCAGCUCUGGCUCUGGCUCUGGCUGAGAAAUACAGAUGAACAAACGAUGGCCUCGAUCUGUGUCUGACUUCUUUUAUCAAAGGAUUAAAUACAGUGGAAAGUUUUA